GAGGAAGAUCCUCCGUGAAGCGAAAGCAAAACCAAACAAAAAGGCCAAGCAGGAGCGGCGUGCCUCCGACCGGCGCUGUCGGAGUCCACCACCGCCUUGGCCUCCGCCUCCCCCCACACCGGGCGCGGGAUCGACCCUCCUCGAUCUGCGCCCGGCGAAUCCAACCGGGCUCCCCGCCGCACCAGCAUUGGGCCCCCUCCCGCCGCGCGCCGCCGCCGGCCCCAUCGAUCCGGCUCUCGUGGGGCAGGGCUGGGACCUCGAGGGGACGGGGGGCCUGAUCCUGCUUUCUGUUUGGAUUUCGCUUUCCCCUGUGGGGCUCGGUUGCUGGUGUGGUUGCCCAGGAGGAGGAGGACAUGGAUUUGGCGUCGGUCAACGAGGAGCUGGCCGAGAUCGACGGACAGAUCGGCGAUAUCCUCCGCGCAUUGCAGAAUGGAUUCCAGAAGUUGGACAAGAUCAAGGAUGCCAACCGCCGCAGUAGACAGCUUGAAGAGCUUACUGAUAAGAUGCGAGAUUGUAAAAGACUUAUCAAAGACUUUGAGCGAGUUAGCAAAGACGAGGCAGGGCGUACUGAUCCGGAUACUGCAAAAAUGCUGCAUGACAGAAAGCAGUCGAUGAUCAAAGAAUUAAACUCUUAUGUUGCUCUUAAGAAACAACAUGCAAGUGGAAAUAAGCGAAUUGAUCUUUUUGAUGGUCCUAGUGUUGAAGAUGGCUAUGGUGAAGAAAAUGUCCUGUUGGCAUCAAAUAUGACAAACCAGCAGUUAAUGGAUCAAGGCAAUCAACUAAUGAAUGAAACUGAUCAAGCUAUCGCGCGAUCUAAACAGACUGUCCAAGAGACCAUCAAUGUAGGCACAGAAACUUCAGCUGCUCUGAAAGCACAGACAGAGCAAAUGAGCAGAGUUGUUAAUGAGCUGGACUCUAUCCAUUUCUCCAUUAAAAAGGCAUCUAAAUUGGUGAAAGAAAUCGGUAGACAGGUUGCAACUGACCGAUGCAUCAUGGCCAUGCUUUUUCUCAUUGUUGCUGGAGUCAUAGCAGUAAUUAUUGUUAAGAUUGUAAACCCACACAACAAGGACAUUCCCAACAUCCCAGGACUUGCACCACCUGUAAGCAGGAGGCUGUUGAGAUAGAAGACAAGUGAUAAUUCCAUACUUGUGUAAAAAUUGAUGAGGCUCCUUGGGAGGUCCAUUGUAUCUACAGUCUGUGAGGCGCCGCUUCAGUCAUGUGGCAUAGUGUUGUAAUUCUAUCUCAUGGGAUACAAAUCUGGCAGGUACAGUAUGUGUGUAUGUUCUUAUUCUUCUGGCUGGCCUUUCUGUUUUGCAAGAACCAAGCUCCGAACCAUGUUCCCUGUAAACCUUCACAUCUGUACACAAGUUACCAGUCUUAUAAGACCGAGAUCAUAUGGAUUACGCAUACGCAAACGUUGCAUACCUA
Messenger RNA from Setaria italica (foxtail millet), 1428 nucleotides. Its product is annotated as novel plant SNARE 11. Gene Ontology annotation, biological process: retrograde vesicle-mediated transport, Golgi to endoplasmic reticulum; vesicle fusion. The transcript has 10 exons. Gene Ontology annotation, cellular component: SNARE complex; endoplasmic reticulum membrane; ER to Golgi transport vesicle membrane. The record is from RefSeq and is a predicted model, not a curated record. Gene Ontology annotation, molecular function: SNARE binding; SNAP receptor activity. Lineage: Eukaryota; Viridiplantae; Streptophyta; Magnoliopsida; Poales; Poaceae. The coding region runs from base 354 to 1124 and encodes 256 amino acids.